Messenger RNA from Entrophospora sp. SA101, 1632 nucleotides. The record is from the annotation of a GenBank genome assembly. Lineage: Eukaryota; Fungi; Glomeromycota; Glomeromycetes; Entrophosporales; Entrophosporaceae.
AUGUAUAACUUGAUCGCUGAUAUAAUUGGAGCUAAUGCUUUAAAUACGCUUUUGCCAAUUUAUUUCAUCGUCUAUGGAAUUCAAUUAUUUUCUUUUUCUAUAGCAGCACCUUUACGAACGGAGAAGUUUUAUGAUCUUUCAGGAUGUUUAACGUUUACAAUAUGUGGAAUUUUUUCAUUAUUAAAACCUUGGGAAACAACUUUCCCUGAUUCAUUAACAUCUUUAUUAGAAAUGUAUCAUAUUCGCCAACUGAUAGCCACAUCAAUGAUGACAAUUUGGUCGAUUAGAUUGGCAACCUUUUUAUUUUAUAGAGUUAUGAAAGCAGGAAAUGAUUCAAGAUUUAGUAAAGUUAAAAUUAAUCCCAGGAUAUUUUUGGUUUUUUGGAUUGGACAGGCAGCUUGGAUAUUUACUACAGGACUGGGUGUUUAUUUAGUGAAUUCUAUUCCUAAAGAAUUUCAAGAAAAUUUAAAUAUUACAGAUUAUAUAGGGAUAAUAAUGUGGGUGAUUGGUAUAACUUUUGAAAUUAUUGCAGAUUAUCAAAAAUUUAGUUUUAGAAGUGUGCCAGAAAAUAAAGAGAAAUUCAUUCAACAUGGAUUAUGGAAGCAUCCAAACUAUUUUGGGGAAAUUUUAUUAUGGUUUGGAGUUACCAUUCUUUGUACUCCCACUCUUAUAUAUGUGUCUAAUAUUCAACCUGAAUUAAUUAAACCAUAUUUUGCAUAUUUUAUCUGGGCAACACCAUUAUUUCCAGCUUAUUUAAUUACAAAGGUAUCAGGUAUUCCACCUUUAGAAAGAGGUAAUGACAAGAAAUUUGGAAAUAUAAAAGCAUAUAAAAGGUAUAAAGAACAGACCAACAUUUUAAUUCCUUGGUGGCCAAAAAAAAACAAAGAUGACAAUAGUUCAUCAUUAUAUGAUGAAUUUAUUAAAGAAUUGCCAAACCCAAUAGCAUUCAAUAUUUGGUAUGACAAACUUGAAUCUUUAAUAAUAAAAUACAAUGAGAAUUGUUUAAUUGGAGAAGUUGGAAUUGAUAGAUCAUUUAAAUUAAAAAAUCCAAAUAAUAAUAAGAAAUUAUCAAAUUAUCAAAUAUCGAUUGAUCAUCAAAUAUUAAUAUUAGAGAAACAAAUUGAAUUAGCAAUUAGAUAUGGUAAAAGCAUUAGUUUACAUUGUGUACAAUCAAGUGGAAAAAUUGUUGAAAUUUUAAAAAAGUUACAACAAAAAAAUACUCAACAAAUUGACAGUAUUAAUAAUGAUUUACAGUUGAAAAUAUGCUUUCAUUCAUUCUGCGGAUCAAUUGAUACAAUAAAACUUUUAUUAUCUUUAAACAACAGUCCUAAAAAGAAUAAAAAGAGUAAAUUAUUAUCGAUAGAAUGUUAUUUUAGUUUUAGUAAGGUUAUAAAUGAAAGAUUGUCAAAUAGAUUGCACGAUCUGAUAAAAUUUGUGCCAGAGGAUAGAUUAUUAGUUGAAUCUGAUUUCCAUUCACCAGUAGGUUUAGAUUAUUUAAUGCAAGACAUUAUUCAACUAAUUAGCAAAGUAAAAGAUUGGUCAUGUGAUUUUACAAUUAAUAAAUUAAAAGAUAACUUUCUAAAUUUUAUUAAUAACUAUAACAAUAAAGAUAAAGAAUGUAAUGUAAAAUGA